ACAUACAAAACAUCGCAUUCGGUCUUUUUUUCAAUUAUAUAUGUAUAUGUAGUUUAAAAUAGUAAUAAAUAAUAACAAAUGCCCAAUACGAAAUGUAUUGUUUUUGUUUUGUUAAAUGACAUUUAGUCUUUGCAAUUCUUUCAACUUAAUUCUAUUCUAAGAAUUUAUCAUUUUCACUUGAAUCUUCUAAAUUUCUUUCUUUUUUUUUUGUCGUCACCCUUCCCCGACAACACACUAUGGAGUUUUCUACAACCAGUGGUCCAAGUAAUAUAUUUCGUUCAUUUGGAGGACGAGAAUUACAAUUGAACAUUAUUGACUACAAUCGCGAUUCGUUCGAAAUACAAAUCAUCAAUAAAGAUUACUCAAAUGAAAGAAGCUUUCGCCUCAAGUCAAUAGCUACUCUAGCUGUUACCUAUUUGGCCUACAUUGCGUCCACCACAAGCCGGCUACUCAUUGUUGAUGUUUUGUCACUCUUUACUUUGGGAUUUUUAAUAUACACAACCAUUGAGUUGGUUAAAUCAGAGAAAGUUCUAUUCGUGGCUGAAUUUGCUUUACAAAUAACGACGGAGAAGUUCCUGUCUCGCAAGAGUAGUCUUUUUAUCCCAUCCAACAAUAUCAAAGAUGUGGUAAUCAACGAAGUUAUAAAUGAUCUCGCAAUCAAGUACGUUCUUAUAACAAGGACGAGAGGGAGUCUUAGUCAUGACAAGCCCAUUAUAGCCAUGUUCAAGUCUCUGCAGCCGCGGAUUGAAUGUCUGGAGGUAGUAUAUUCUCAUUUUCUCAAGAAACUAGACAUUGAAAGAUGAAUAAAUCAUUUUACACUAAAAAAUAAAGUCGAUAGCUGUACCCAAAUCCA
Eupeodes corollae is the source of this 853-nucleotide messenger RNA. RefSeq lists its product as uncharacterized. Lineage: Eukaryota; Metazoa; Arthropoda; Insecta; Diptera; Syrphidae. The record is from RefSeq and is a predicted model, not a curated record. The transcript is spliced from 5 exons. Gene Ontology annotation, cellular component: glycosylphosphatidylinositol-N-acetylglucosaminyltransferase (GPI-GnT) complex. Gene Ontology annotation, biological process: GPI anchor biosynthetic process. The coding region runs from base 237 to 803 and encodes 188 amino acids.